CGAUGCAAUCAGUCACAGUGCUGAAUGCGUAUACUGUAUGCGUAUGCAGCCGCCCAGCUUGGCCGAUGACUUUGACUCGAAUCAUCGGAUGCGACGCUUGUGCCUACGACAUUCAAGAUUCAUCCAUCGAUUUUGACUUGACCUUUGCCUCCACUUCCUCCAGACUCCCGAGUCACAGUCCAUUCCUAUCGACACAGCAGCAGCAGCAGCAGCACGAGCGAGGACAGCAGAUCAUAUUGGAUCGGACAGGAGAGAAUCACUUCAGCGAACGUCGUCGGCAUCGCAAAAUCGAGCAGUCGAGAUGACAGAGGCAGCAGCAGCAGCAGCAGAUGCAGAUGCGUCAGCCAGACUUGAUCGAUGGCGCGAUCGCUUGCAAUCCCUGCCUUCCAUCGCCUUGCCAACAGACUACCCACGUCCAUCCUCCUCCCAAGUCGUGCAAGCCAUCAGCUCCAGCAACUUGUCUGCCAAGGUUCGCAAUGCUCUCGUUCGAUUGACGCUGCACUGCUCGUUGGAUGGUGCGCAGCAGGACGAUAGCUCGGAUGAUGAUGAUGAUGAUGACGACGGCGACGAUGAGGCGCAGGAGGAGCGAGAUGGUGAUCAGGCUGCUAAUGCGCACUCUAGCACGCCUACGCCCUUUCACUUGCUGCUCGCAGCCUUCGCUGUGCUGCUGCAUCGCUACACGGGCGACACGGAUCUGCUGCUGGGUUCUUCCUCGCCCAUCGAUGGCUCGCCGCUCAUCCUCAGAAUCCCAAUCGAGGCUGGCGAUCCCUUCUUGCAGGUCGUGAAGCGGGUGCAAGCGGUGGAAGCCGAAGCAGCCUCGGACAAUGCGCCAUACGAAGAUAUAGUGGCCAGGCUGGAAUCGGAAAAGAGCGCAUCGGCCGCCGCCGCCGCUGCUCCCAGCGCUCCCGUCUUUCGUGUCAGGUUCUUUGAUGAGCUGGGAGGAAGGGAAAGGAGCUUCUUGCAGAGCACAAGCCUCACCACGGACCUCACCCUCUUCCUCACAAAGCCCGGCACGAAGCUCGAUGACCUGUCAGGCAACGCUUCCUCACUCUCUUCUAGCAUCGAUACGCUCAGGAACGGAGCAAGCGGUGCAGCGAGCACGCCUUCCACGCCUCAAGCAGCCAACUUUAGACAGCCAAUCGUGCCUGCCAUCUCCCUGCACGCUUCUUACAAUGCGCUCCUCUUCUCUUCGGCCAGGAUGCAGCUUCUGCUCGCACACCUGUCCCACGUCGUCCUAGCAGCAGCCAUCAAUGCCAAUCGACCCAUCGGCAGCAUCGGUCUCCGCACGCAUGCCGAAGAUGCGAUCCUGCCCGACCCUCGCAAAGAGCUGGACUUUUGCGGUUUUCAAGGUUCCAUCACCUCCAUCUUUGAGCGAAACGCUGCUGCUAAUCCACAAAGGAGGGCCAUCAUCGAAAGUCUGCCUGGCGAUCCCAACAGCAUGGAGCUGCCUGCGCCCGCUAGCAUCACGCGAGAGAUCAGCUACGGCGCGCUCGACCGUGCUUCCAAUGUGCUGGCCCACCAUCUGUUGGCGAAUGGGCUGCAGAGGGAGGAUGUGGUGACAGUGUAUGCGCACAGAAGCGCUGAUCUCGUCGUGGCGGUCCUCGGCACGCUCAAGGCCGGUGGAACGUUUAGCGUCAUCGAUCCAGCCUACCCUCCAAGCAGACAGAUCAUCUACCUUCAAGUAGCCAAGCCUCGCGCGCUCGUCGUUUUGGAGAAAGCGGGAACUCUACAUCCCAGCGUUCGCAAAUGCAUUCAGGACGAGCUGGACUUGAAGGUGGAGGUGCCGGCGCUUACGUUGAUCGAUGGCGAAACCCCCGGAGAGCUUGGCGUUCAAGGCGGUGCCAAGCAGGACGACGAGGCGGACGUGCUCGAAACGGCGCAGAAAUCGGCCGCACAGAGCACUAGAGUGCUUUUGGGCCCCGACAGCAUCGGCACGCUCAGCUUCACUUCUGGAUCUACGGGCAUCCCCAAAGGGGUUCGAGGAAGACAUCACAGUCUGACUCACUUCUUCCCUUGGAUGGGCCAGACUUUUCAACUCGAUGCCAAUUCUCGAUUCACCAUGCUCAGCGGCAUCGCCCACGAUCCCAUUCAGCGAGACAUUUUCACCCCUCUCUUCUUUGGCGCCGAGCUGCACGUGCCCACGGCUGACGACAUCGGCACGCCCGGUAGGCUGGCCGAGUGGAUGGCUGCGACCAAAGCCACCGUGACCCACCUCACACCAGCCAUGGGUCAGCUUCUCUCUGCGCAAGCCAUCGCCAAGAUUCCGGAACUGCGCAACGCAUUCUUUGUGGGUGAUGUGCUCACCAAGAGGGAUUGCACGAGGUUGCAAGCUCUAGCGAAGAAUGUGCGCAUCAUCAACAUGUACGGCACGACGGAGACGCAGCGCGCCGUCUCCUACUUUGCCAUUCCGCCCGUGUCGGAGAGGCCGACGUUUUUGGCUACGCAAAAGGACAUCAUGCCCGCAGGACAGGGCAUGAUCGAUGUGCAGCUGCUGGUGGUCAAUAGGAACGAACGCACGGCCACUUGUGCCGUGGGAGAAGUGGGCGAGAUCUAUGUGCGCUCAGGAGGCCUUUCCGAAGGCUACCUCGGACCGCCAGAAGUGACGGCGGAAAAGUUUGUGCCCAACUUUUUGGCGCCGGAUGCGAGGUUUGAGGAUAGCUUGCAGGGCAAAUCCGAGGCGCAAUUUUGGAAAGGCGUGAGGGAUAGGAUGUACAGGACUGGGGAUCUGGGAAGGUACUUGCCUGAUGGCACGGUGGAGUGCACGGGCAGAGCCGACGAUCAGGUCAAGAUUCGAGGCUUCAGAAUAGAAUUGGGAGAGAUCGACACGCACCUCUCUAGACAUGCCCAUGUUCGGGAGAAUGUCACUCUGGUCAGAAGAGACAAGGACGAGGAAAAGGUGCUGGUGUCUUACUUUGUGCCUGGACCGGGUGCGGCUCAGAUGGAAGAAGGCACGAGUGCAGACGAGGCCAACGCAGAGUCGAAACGGGAAAAGGACAACAGUACGAACGCUACGCUUGUGCGCGGCAUGCGCAGGCACAGGCGUCUCAUCAAGGAUAUCAGAGAUCAUCUGAAGAAGAAAUUGCCUGCUUAUAGCAUUCCCACUUUGUUUGUUCCGUUGGCUAGACUGCCUCUGAACCCUAAUGGCAAGAUCGACAAGCCUGCUCUGCCCUUUCCCGAUACCGCACUGGCUUCUGCAGCCCUUUCCGCUGCACCACGCAGCGCCCCACUAGCUAGCGGCGUUGAAGCUUUUGCGACUGCUUCGGGUCCCUCGUCGAAGGAUUCCUCUGCAAGGACUCACACACCGACGGAGAGCGCCAUGGAGGAGCUCUUUUCGGCACUAUUGCCAUCUGCUCCUCAACCAUUGCCGCUGAACGAGUCCUUCUUCGACCUUGGAGGUCACUCUAUCCUGGCUACGCGCCUGGUAUUCAACAUGCGCAAACAGUUUGUCGUUCCUGUACCACUUGGAGUGGUCUUUGACAAUCCGACCAUCGAGGGACUGGCGAGGGAGGUGGACCGCUUGAGAGAUGCGGACCUCAACUUGGGACAUGUUCCCGCGCCCGCAACUUCUGCGGCCGAACCGGCCACAUCGAAGAGCACGCCUAGGAAUGCCGGGUCCGCGCCCGCCAAUUACGACGAGGACUACGCGGCGGAUGUGGAGCCGCUGCUUCGAGCAUUGCCGGAAUCUUUUGUGGGAUCGGGAACGCUGUCCAACAUUGCCCAGGCAGUGCACGGCGCCAAGAAAAGCACCGUGAUGCUCACCGGCGCGACGGGCUUUUUGGGCGCCUUUGUGCUCAGGGACUUGCUGGAGAUGCGCAGAGAAGCGGUGCAGAGGGUCAUUGCUCACGUGAGGGCCAGGAGCGCACAAGAAGGUCUGCAGAGACUUAGGGAAGGAGGAUUGGCGCGAUCGGCUUGGAAUGAGGAGUGGGUGGAGCAGGGUCGAUUGGAGGUGGUGGUGGGAGACUUGGAGAAGGAGAGAUUGGGCCUGCAGAAGCAGGAAUGGGUCAGAUUGGCCCAAGAGGUCGAUGCUGUUGUGCACAAUGGAGCGCUGGUGCACUGGGUCUACCCGUAUUCUCGCCUCCGAGCUGCUAACGUCCUCUCCACAGUGUGCGCCAUCAUGCUGUGCGCCACGGGCAAGCCCAAAACCCUCACCUUCGUCUCGUCCACAUCCGCGCUGGAUACGGAUCACUACGUGCACCUCUCGGACUCUAUCAUUCAGCAGCGCUCUGCGAGCGAAGCGGACAAGGCUUCGGGUGGGGCUGCGCUGAACGGUGUGCCGGAGACGGAUGAUUUGUCGGGCAGCGCGCAAGGGUUGGGCACGGGCUACGGUCAGUCCAAGUGGGUGUCGGAAAAGCUGGUAAUGGCAUGCGCCUCUCGCGGAUUGCGGGCCAGCAUCGUUCGACCCGGCUACGUGGUGGGAGAUAGCAGGAGCGCGGUGACCAAUACGGACGACUUCAUCUGGAGAUUGGUCAAGGGAAGCGUGCAGUUGGGAUUGAUACCGGAUAUGCACAACGCCAUCAACAUGGUGCCUGUGGACCAUGUGGCCAGGAUCACUGCGCUUGCUUGCAUCGCUACGGCAAAGGAAGAAGGCGAUGUGCCCGGAACGAGCGCUAGGGUUUACCAUGCCACGGGACGCCCUACCAUCAGGUUCAACGAACUGCUGGGCGCUCUGCACACGUACGGUUGGGACGCGCAAAAGGUGGAUUAUGUAGAGUGGAGAUCGGCUUUGGAGGAGCAUGUGCUCAAGUCUGCCCCGAAAGAGACGAAAGGCGCAGAGUUGCAGAGCACGGAAGCCAAUGCGCUCUUUCCCUUGCUGCAUUUUGUGCUGGAUGAUCUGCCCACUUCCACCAAAUCGGCAGAGCUGGACGAUGCGCACACGCGCACGCUGCUGGACGCUGUGCAGGAAGGAGCAUCGGCGGGAACGGUGAUGGGGGUGACGCAGCAGCUGGUAGGCAUCUACCUCGCUUGGCUCGUCGCUGCUGGGUUCCUCGAACGACCUGCGCACAAGGACGAUGCGAGGAACGUGUCGCCUUUGCCUGAAUUGCCCGAUGGGGGAAAGAGCGUCAGAGCUAUCGGAAGAGGAUCGGCCAAUUGAAGAAAGGAGGAAGAAGAGUGCGCGAAUGGGGGCCGAUCGGGUCGGGUCCAUCGCGUGCGUCAUUGUGUACGUGCGAGAAAUGUGAUGAGAUGAGCACAAUCAUGAGGUUCACAAGCGAGAGUGGGAGCCAUGUACGGUCGCACAGGAGUGGGAAGGGGGGGCAUUUGCUGAGUGGUGGCGUGCCGUGCCGAACUCAAGAGGUGUGCGCACAAUUCCCCCAAACAUGGGAGGACCUGAAGUGGAGCUUUUGAUGCUACCUGCAGGCUCCCAGCUGCAUAUACCUUUUCUUCGGCUUCGUCAUUGGUAUCCAAUUCUUCCCUCUCGAGAAUCUCACGAUUUCGUUGAGAAAGCUUGUCGGAAUUGCGC
Ceraceosorus guamensis is the source of this 5458-nucleotide messenger RNA. RefSeq names its product large subunit of L-aminoadipate-semialdehyde dehydrogenase. NCBI's taxonomy places the organism in Eukaryota, Fungi, Basidiomycota, Exobasidiomycetes, Ceraceosorales, Ceraceosoraceae. Bases 302 to 5092 code for a protein of 1596 amino acids. Gene Ontology annotation, biological process: L-lysine biosynthetic process. The record is from RefSeq and is a predicted model, not a curated record. The transcript is spliced from 3 exons. Gene Ontology annotation, molecular function: L-aminoadipate-semialdehyde dehydrogenase [NAD(P)+] activity; phosphopantetheine binding.